AUGGAAUCAGUUAAUUUUAAGCCGCUUUACGGAACAGAAACACGAACUAAAGCGGUAGAAUGCAUUUUAGAGCCACUGUUCACAAAAGUGAAGUGUUUUGCGAGGAGAGGUCACAUGAAAGGUUCUUACCGUCUUAAGUCAAAACCACAGGAGGAUAUUUUGUCUAGUGUCAAAGAGGUUAUUCAGCUGCUUAGUGACGAUUUCAGUGUUGUCCAGAGUGUUCCCUCAUUAUCGUCAGAUUUUUUAACCGCUAAAACAGAUGUUAUUGAUACUGGGCAGUAUUUUUAUUCUUCAGUUUCCAGUUUUUUGUCUGACCCUGCAAAUGAAUCCCAUCAGAGUGGUGUUUGUCGAUCUAUCAAUGCCCUUUUGGCUGCUUUGAGCAGACUACUUAUACUAGCUGAUAUAGCAGACUCAUUGGUUCUUAACCAGCAGUUCGAGGCCGUCCUCAGUGGUAUUACGGAAUUCCAGUCAGUCUCUUCACACGCGGAACUGAGUCGUUUGUGGAAUACCUUUUACCCUCAUGUAUUACAACUUAUCAGCUUGUCAAAGAAACGUGCAUCUGAUCUAAUUGAUCUUGAAGACCGCAGAAAAAUUGAGUCUGCCAACUACGUGCUUAAAAAUAAUACGCCUUUAUUACAUACAUCUUGUAAGGUGUGUUUACGCUAUCCUGAUAAUCUCAUUCCAAGAGAUUCAAGAACUUUUGUUUCGAAUUCUCUUUCGGAUGCAGUAGAGUUAAUUCAAUCAGUCUUUAAUGGAAUUUCCAAAUCCAAUGGUAUCCGGUUACGAACUUCUGGAAAACUUUUAGAAGCUUUAGAUGAGUUUGAAAAUAGUCUAUUUACUAAUCCGGAUCGAAAAUCGACUGUACACAUACAAGAGCAUAUUCAGUUUUCGUUGAACGGACUAUUGUCAUCAGUUUAUAAGUUGGUGGAUUCAUCGAAAUUAAAUUCAAAACGACGUUCUGCUAUUGAUGAGUAUUGUACUCAGCUUAAAAAUAUUACACCUGAAUUAAUAUCAGAAUAUUCUAAGAAAACAGUUGACGUUAGAGCAACAGAGAAAAUUAUACAGAAAUUAUUAAAAAUUAUCAAUUCAUUGAAACAGCUACUUAUUCGUUGUGCUAUUGAUUCAACAUCAAAUGCUUUUAUGGCUAAAGAAACUUGUUUAAUGGCAUUGAAUGAUGCAACAAAAUUUGGAUGUGAUCAACGCAUUGAUGCAGCUUGUCAAUUAUUUCAGAAGCGUUCUGUAUCUAUGAUAUCAUCUGCUUAUCAGUUAUGUUCAUUGAGUACAGAUGAAGAAUGUUGCAGCAAAAUCCAAUUAGCGUGUCAACAAAUUGAACAACUUGUUCCACAGUUAAUUAAUAUAGCUUAUUUAUUAUUUAAAUAUCCAUCUUCUAAGUCUGUUGAAUUAAAUUAUGAAGCAUUUCGUAAGGUAUAUGAAGAAUCGGUCAACUUACUGUAUUCAUGUGUUAAUGAGUUAGUUGGUAUGCAUGAUUUCUUAGCUGUAUCCGAUGAUUUAAUGUUGUUGGAAUAUCAAAAAUCUAUUCGUGCUUUAUCGGAUAAAGAUGAAUUAAGCGUUCAACAAACAUCAACAUCAAUGCAACAACGUUCAGCUUAUAUUUGUGAAGUAAUAUUAAAUAAAAUGAUUGCACGAACUGAGAACAAUGAGUAUGUUGAUCAGGUGAUGGAAAAAGUUACAUUAAUACGUGAUCAAUAUACUCCAGAUUUUGUGAAUAUCGCACGUAAUACACUUAGUCGUUUAGCUGCUGGCCAGUCAGUCGAUGAGAAAGCCUAUCGCUAUUCAGGUCAUGCUUUAUGCAGUGGUGUACAUGAUCUACGAUUAACUGUUUUAAAUGAAUGUGAUCUACCAUUUGAUAAUGAUAUUGAGUCAUUAAAUUUACAAGACAUUCACGGUAAUGUUGAUAAUCUUCAACCAUCGUCGUCUUCUCUACCUCAUCUGCCUUCACCUCCUCUCCCUCAUAAUAAUUAUUAUCAUCGUCAUCGUGAUCAACAUUCCAAUGACAAUGAACAAAUAGGAGUUUCAGUCAGUUCAAUGAAAGAUAAACAGAAAUCAAUAAGAGAAAUGGACAGAGUCAAUUCAAUGUUAGAAAAUAAUUCCACUUCUAAUUAUAACCACAAAUCUCAUUCAUUUAAACAAUCCACUGGAGAUAUUCAUGCAUCACAAGAAAAUCAAUUAUCUGAAAGAAAUGAAGUUUUCUCUGUAUUGACAAAUCCACAACGUGAAACAAUGGCUGAAGAGUUAGCUGGAUUUCUAGCGGAAAAAAAACGUUUUAUGCGUGAAAUAGUUAAAUGGGAUGAUUCUGCUAAUGAUAUUAUUGUAUUAGCUAAGAAAAUGUGUGUAAUUAUGAUGGAAAUGACAGAUUUUAUACGUGGUAAAGGUCCAUUACAAUCUACAUUGGAUGUUAUUGAGGCAGCUCAAGAAAUAUCGGAACAUGGUAAACGUCUAAAUAGUCUAUGCCGACGUAUUGCAGAUAUGUGUCCAGAUUCAGCUAGUCGACGAGAUUUAUCUGCCUAUUUACAACGAGUUACAUUCUAUUGCCAUCAACUAAGUAUUACUAGUCGAGUGAAAGCUGGUGUUCACAUGCUCAGUGAUGAAAUUUUUGAAAGUGCAACUUCACUAAUACAAGCUGCUAAAAAUCUAAUGACAUCAGUUGUUUUAACAGUGAAAGAAAGUUAUAUAGCAUCAACUAAAUAUCGUAAUAGUUCUAAUCAACGUUGUAUAGUUCAAUGGCAAAUGCGUACACCAGAAAAAAAGUCAUUAGUAUCAGAUUAUUUAAAAAAUUCUUCAAUAUAUAAUCGUGAUUAUUUAUUUGACGAGUUGAAUUCACAUCAUCCAGAUGCAUUGAAUGAAUUAUCACAAUUUAAACAUCCACCUAAUUCAUAA
This is a messenger RNA of Schistosoma mattheei, 2898 nucleotides long. Lineage: Eukaryota; Metazoa; Platyhelminthes; Trematoda; Strigeidida; Schistosomatidae. The record is from the annotation of a GenBank genome assembly.